UAUGCGCCAUACACAACAGCCGCAGAGCAGUAUCGACAAACGUUCACAUAACAUUUAGACGUAAUAAAUAUAGUGUCACUUCUCUCCUUAUAUUUUAGUAUUAGAUUAUUCAAACUUCAAACCUCAACGUUUUAGUUGUUUAAGUGUUAAGUGUAUCUGAAUAUGUUUGAGUAAUGCAUAGUGCCGCAUCCGUAUACGCAUUCUGAAGCAAUUACGUAAUGGGAAUUAUGCUAGAGAAGUUUACAGUUUUGCCCUGAAAUUCAACAUGGCCGCUGACACGGGAAUGGAUACUUGCCCUAGUCCGGAAAUUACGGACUCCAGAAAACGACCACUAGAUGGAGAUUCUGAAAAUGGAGACAUCAAAAGGUCACAUUUUAGCUCGGGUGGACGUUGUUUUUUAGUUCAAGACUUGGUGACGGCCUUGCCACUGGCCAACGGCCAUGGCAAUAUAACGUCUCAUUUCGCAGUGGAGCCGACGUACCACUUCAAGGUGUUGGUGCCGUCGAUGGUGGCUGGUGCCAUCAUCGGCAAGGGUGGUGAGACCAUCGCCCAGCUGCAGAAGGAUACCGGCGCGAGGGUCAAGAUGUCCAAGUCUCAUGACUUCUAUCCAGGUACAACGGAGCGCGCUUGCCUGAUUACUGGCUCCGUGGAUGGCAUCAUGAUGGUGUUGGACUUCAUCAUGGAGAAGAUCAAGGAAAAGCCGGAACUGGUGAAGCCAUUCCCAGAAGGUGUAGACACCAAGAUGCCUCAGGAUAGAGAUAAACAGGUUAAGAUCUUAGUACCAAACUCGACAGCGGGCAUGAUAAUAGGCAAGGGCGGCAACUACAUAAAGCAGAUUAAGGAGCAGAGUGGCAGCUACGUCCAGAUAUCGCAGAAGGCCAAAGAACUCUCUCUACAAGAGAGAUGCAUUACUGUUGUAGGCGAAAAAGAGAACAACAAGAAGGCGUGUUUGAUGAUCCUGCAGAAGGUGGUCGACGACCCCCAAUCUGGGUCCUGUCCCAACGUGUCGUACGCUGAUGUGGCGGGCCCUGUCGCAAACUACAACCCGACGGGCUCGCCCUACGCCGUACCCACCUCUGAGGUGACCGAGGAUCACUGUGUGCAGAACCACGCGCUGGGCGGGUCAGUGGGCGGAGUCGGGGGCGUAGGCUCCGUGGGCUCGGUGCUGGUGAACGGCGCGGCGGGGCUGGGCGCGCUAUCGCUGUCCCUCUCGCUCGCACCGCCCGGCACGCCGCCCCCCUCGCCCCUUACUCAGCACACGCUCGAUCAUAUUAAGGCGGCACUCCGUCAGGCGGGGUACUCUGAGGGCGGUAUAUCAGAGAUAGGCGCAGCACUGUCGCUGCUGGUGAAGCACGGUGUGCUGGGACUGGCGCUGCCGGCCGCGCUGCCGCCCGCGCCGCUCUCCGCCGCGUACUUCCCGCUGCCCGCGCAGGACUCGCCCGCGGUCUUCGGACCUCUCGGACAAGUCGGACUCGGCGGCGCGCGCGGCGGCUCGUUAGAGCGUUUCGCGGAGGUUGCAUUCGAGGCGCUUCGCCCCCCAGCGGUGGCGCCGAUCUCGCUGUCGGCCGGCGUGAGCGGGGUGGGCGGGGUGGGGGGCUUCCCCUCGGCCUCGCUGCUGCCGCUCUCCAAGAGCCCCACGCCGGCCGACGCGGGCGCCAAGGACUCCAAGAAUGUCGAGAUCGCCGAGGUUAUCGUCGGCGCCAUACUUGGGCCCGGUGGGAGAAGCCUCGUCGAGAUCCAACAGAUGUCGGGUGCGAACAUCCAGAUCUCCAAGAAGGGUACGUUCGCGCCCGGCACUCGCAACCGCAUCGUGACCAUCACCGGCACGCAGACCGCCAUCAGCAACGCGCAGUACCUCAUCGAGCAGAAGAUCCAGGAGGAGGAGUUGAAGCGGACACGUCACAACGCCAUCUCCGGACUCAUGCAGUAGACCCGACAAGACAUACCUGCGCGCGGCAACCAUGUAUGCGUAUUUAAAUUAAGGACACGAGUUCGCACUCUCGAGUCGAUGUAUUACUUUUUGUUAAUGGUCAAAAUCAGGACAGGGGUUCUUUUGGUUAAUAUUUUAAAGGCGCACGUAUACUUUGUUGCCGCGAGCCGGGUCAAUCGGAACACUGCCUACUCGUCACAUCGACGACAGUUCGUUACAAAAUUCGUUGUUGCAUCGUAGAUUCUAGUUGUUUCUAGUCAUACGCCGGUGGUGUUACGCCGUCGCGACGGCUAGGGAGUUAUCCAGCAUAGAGGAGUGGCGCGAGUUACCUGAGCGUAGUUGUAAUUUUACCUUGUUUUUUUUUCGUUUCGUAUUCGUUUCGGAGGGUAGUCGCAGUAGUCGAUGCGGCGCGCGUGGCGCACGUCUGUCGCGUCUCGCAGCUGGUGCAAUAAUGAGCCGGGGUCGUGCAAUGUCCAGCGCCGCGCUCUCGCCCCGCGCCCCUCGCCCCGCAUCGGCCCAUAGUCAUAUUUACAAUAAAUAAAUAAAUAGAUUUAUCUAUAUUCAUUUAACGCAUAUAUAAUAUUCGUGUUGAACAUUUUAUUGCAGUAUGUUUGUUUUUGUCGUGAUGACAAGCGAUGGUUUGAGAGCCGCUUAGCGACUCACGUUGUUAAGAUGUUGUAUAAUUAAUGUGUACGAUUGUGAUAUCUCCUAUCACGGAAAAUUCCUAUUCCAUUAAAUUUUUAUUUUUGUAUAUUAUUCACCAAUUUUCGGUUGCGUUUGUUUGAUUUCAUUGUAAAUGUUACCAUUGUUAAGUUAUUUAAUUUUUUUUUAUGUUCAUGAUAUGUCGUUAUAUCGACGUAUUGCAAAAUUAAAUUUAUUAAAUAUAUGAAUUUGUUUAGAAAUGCUCGUACGCCUUAGUUGAACGCAAGUUAAUCAGUAAAUGGGAAUUUAGGAACCAAAUAAUUAUCGUAACCAAAGCUGGUAAUUUUAAUUUUUUGACAAAUGAAUAAUUUAAAAAAAAACAACAGAUGACAUAUUUUAUU
This is a messenger RNA of Papilio xuthus (Asian swallowtail), 2973 nucleotides long. RefSeq names its product RNA-binding protein Nova-1-like protein passilla (gene pasilla). Gene Ontology annotation, molecular function: RNA binding. The record is from RefSeq and is a predicted model, not a curated record. The coding region runs from base 266 to 1930 and encodes 554 amino acids. NCBI's taxonomy places the organism in Eukaryota, Metazoa, Arthropoda, Insecta, Lepidoptera, Papilionidae. The transcript is spliced from 10 exons.